AUGACAGAGCGGUCUGGGAAACAAGCUCCGCCAGAGAAUCUGAAUGCCCGUGAGACCCAAGCUCCACCGUUCUUCAAUACCUCUGCUCUACCCGAUCAGGAUGGGCGAAGGUAUGCUCCAUCAUUGCCAGGAGUCCCGCCACCAACACCACAUCUGCCACCCGCAGGCAUCGGUCGGACGAUGGAAUUACCUCCCUUACCACCUGCACCGACGCGUGGAGCUGGGAGCUUCUCCCCCGCAUCGGCAUCUAGAUCAGCUGUCGUAUCGUUGAUGUUGAACCCUACGGAGCCUGAAGAUUCGUACCACGACAGAAGACGCAAGAUCGCCCGGACAGAGUCAGCUCGUCCUAUUCAGUCCCUUCCACCACUGGCAACUUCGAAUCCAUCUUACUCUCCCGCUGGUAGUUCGCCGGCGCCUGCAGCUAGCCUUGGAGCAAGGCAACCCCGCAGGAUGUUGACGCCUAGGCUACCGCCUCGAUCUCCGUCUUCGUUACAUCGGACCGUGAGCCUGAGCCAACUCCCUUCCACUGUGCAACUUCCUCAUCAACCUUCGCUGUCAACCUCUCCACGGAGCAGGCCUUAUGCAAUCGAUACAGGAUCUGGGAGAUCAUCUGCUCUUCCCACACCAGUUGCAGCGCCGCGGCAGAAUUAUGGAUUCCCAGCACCUGUGACUCUCAAACACUCGGCGACUAGUCAGCCCAGUCUGGGUUCUGUUCAUGGUAUCAGACUCCACUCCGAAAGCACGAGUCCCAAGUCGUCAUAUUCUGGUUACAGCCAGGCUGAGCAAGCAUCUCCAGUGCAGUAUGGCUCAUCGUCGAUACCAAAUUUGGCGGCCCCAUACACGGCGAAGUCGUCAACCAGUGCACCUGUUAAUGAUAGCGUUUCGAAUCCCACCAAGUUGGAAAGGCACAAUCAGGUGGGGAUACCGAUAAGCUCGGCAAGUGGGCAGAAUGUGUACCAAAUGAUGACUCUGGAGACAUCCUCGGGAAGUGUCCAACUGCCAGUGGACGUUCAAGCCGCCUCGCGAGUCGCGGAUGAGAAGCGGAGGAGGAAUGCCGGCGCCAGUGCACGCUUCCGUCAGCGGCGAAAGGAAAAGGAGAAGGAGUCCUCCACCGCAAUCUCUAGGCUCGAGCAGCGAUUGAAAGACUUGAGUGAGGACGCGGACUUUUACAAGCGAGAGCGUGACUAUCUACUUGGGGUUGUUCUCCAGGUUCCGGGCGGUGACCGUCAUCUUCCACGACCUAGAUCACCUCGACAUCGCCGGACGUCAUCUAUGGGUGGCUCGGGUGAYGGUGGGACAGGUUACGUGCCUUCUCAAGAUCAGGGUUCCCGUAGUCCGGCUGAUCAUGAGGUGAGGCGCAAGACCUCCACUUCAUCGAUCAAUCUACCACCGCAUAGGCAAAUCGCUGUGGCCGCUCUAGGACCUCAUCACUAUGGACCCCACGUUUACGCGCAGCAGCACGCUCCCGGUCUUCUACCUUCUCCCGGAGGAGGAGGUGCGCUACUCUCAGGAAUGAUGCACCAUGCGCCUCAGUCUGGCKUGUGGAAUCCUUAUCCCCAUCAAAGGCAUCCAUCUGGAGAUCAUGCCCAUGGCGCUCACUGA
Molecule: messenger RNA, 1602 nt
Organism: Ramularia collo-cygni
Lineage: Eukaryota; Fungi; Ascomycota; Dothideomycetes; Mycosphaerellales; Mycosphaerellaceae
Exons: 2
Coding region: 1-1602 (533 amino acids)
Biological process (GO): regulation of DNA-templated transcription
Molecular function (GO): DNA-binding transcription factor activity
Source: RefSeq, a predicted model, not a curated record